AUGAAGUCCUUCGUUGGUCUUUCGCUCGUCGCUGUGGUGUUCGGGCACUACACCUUCCCCGACCUGAUCUACAACGGCGUCACCUCCGACGAUUGGGAAUACAUCCGUCAGACGACAAACUACCAAUCCCACGGCCCCGUUCAGGACGUGACCUCGUCCCAGCUCCGGUGCUACGAGCUCACGACCCCCUCGACCGCCAAUGGGACCCAGACCGUCGCCGCCGGCUCCACCGUAAGCUUCCGCGUGGACCCCGCCAUCCAGCACCCGGGCCCACUGCAGUUCUACCUGGCCAAGGUGCCCUCGGGGCAAACGGCGGCGAGCUUCGACGGCGCUGGCAGCGUCUGGUUCAAGAUAUACGAGGAGCACCCCACCAUCACGGCCGACGCCAUCACGUUCGCCUCCAGCGGCCUGGCCCAGGUCGGUGUCACGAUCCCGAGCUGUGUCGCGCCGGGCGACUAUCUGCUUAGGGUCGAGCAUAUUGCGCUGCAUUCGGCCAGCAGCACGGGCGGGGCCCAGUUUUAUAUAGGCUGUGCGCAGUUGACGGUCACGGGCAGCGGGACGAAGACUUUCUCGGGGGUUGCGUUCCCAGGGGCUUAUGCGGCUACUGACCCCGGCAUUCUGAUCAAUAUCUACUGGCCUAUUCCUACGAACUAUACGAACCCGGGGCCCGCUCCGGUAUCUUGUUAG
Messenger RNA from Truncatella angustata, 687 nucleotides. Its product is annotated as glycoside hydrolase family 61 protein. Lineage: Eukaryota; Fungi; Ascomycota; Sordariomycetes; Amphisphaeriales; Sporocadaceae. The record is from RefSeq and is a predicted model, not a curated record. The transcript has 4 exons. The coding region runs from base 1 to 687 and encodes 228 amino acids.